Molecule: messenger RNA, 5040 nt
Organism: Synchiropus splendidus (mandarinfish)
Lineage: Eukaryota; Metazoa; Chordata; Actinopteri; Syngnathiformes; Callionymidae
Product: E3 ubiquitin-protein ligase UHRF2-like
Exons: 15
Coding region: 168-3203 (1011 amino acids)
Biological process (GO): negative regulation of gene expression via chromosomal CpG island methylation; protein ubiquitination
Molecular function (GO): protein binding; ubiquitin protein ligase activity
Source: RefSeq, a predicted model, not a curated record
GAGAAACAUCUCCUGUGCGAGCCAGUCGGACGUUACCUCUGCAGUGGGAACGCAAUGGAGACCUGAAUACUUUUAAUUCCAACCUCUUUACCCCCGGGAAAGAAUCAUAACAACCACAGUGUUGCACAGUAUCUUAUUUAUUUUAGGUGCAACGGGGCGGAGCAGCGAUGUGGAUACAAAUUCGCACUAUUGACGGGAAGGAGACCCGAACCGUGGAGGAUCUUUCUAGAUUGACCAAAAUUGAGUCUUUACGCUUGAAAAUACAGGACAUUUUCAACGUGAGCCCGCAGCAGCAGCGUCUAUUCUACCGAGGGAAGCAGAUGGAAGAUGGCCAGACACUAUUUGACUACAACGUUGGUCUCAAUGACAUUGUCCAGCUGCUGAUCCGUUCCCACACAGACCCUCCUGAUGGUCUGGCCCCUAAGACCCCCUCGGAUGAAGCAUGUGCACCUACUCCAGAAACUGGCUCUAUGACCGAAAGCCAUAACUCUCCUGCUCCAGUCUCCCCUGUUGCCAUGGAGUCGUCCACCAGUAUAACCUCCACCAACAACAAUAACAGCAGCAGCAGCAGCAGCAACAGCAACAGCAACAACAGCAACAGCAACAACGAAACCACCAGCACCCCUUGUAACACAACACCAGUCAUCCUUGAAUCCAGAGACUCUACUAGUACCAAAAAUGGGCUCAAGCCUUCUAGUCCAGCACAACUGGACAACCAACCUCCAACAUCGAGCAAGAGUCUACUAAUUGACCCAGGAAUAGGAGUGUACAAAAUAAACGAGCUGGUGGACUGCAAGGACGUAAGCAUCGGUGCCUGGUUUGAGGCCUGUGUGGAAAACGUGACAAUGGCGCCCAUUAAAGCCAGGGUGGGACGACCACCCAAAAAGCCCCAAAAUGGGAAGCUAGACGCUGAGCAAAUCACGGACACUAACAGGAAUAUUGUGCUAAACACGGACAGUAACGGAGCCUCCACCUCUCAGACAGACUCUGCAGCCCAAUCCAAGAACAGAGAAGAGGAGGUCCUUUAUCACAUUAAAUAUGAAGACUAUCCAGAGAACGGGUUGGUGGCGAUACGGCCCAUGUAUGUGCGACCACGUGCCAGGAGGACACUGCGAUGGGACGAGCUCUACGUGGGCAUGCACGUGAUGGUCAACUACAACAUGGAGACCCCGGAAGAGAGGGGCUUCUGGUUCGAUGCAGAAGUCCAGGCUCUCAACCAAACGUCCCGCACCAACAAAGAGCUCCGAGUCAAGAUCCUACUGGGAGGUCCAGAUGACGUGAUUGCCGACUGUAAGAUCCAGUUUCUGGAGGAGGUCUACAACGUGGAGAAACCUGGAGCUCCGCCUCUCUCGGCUGCAGAUGGACAGUUUAAACGUAAAAGUGGACCUGAAUGUAAGCACUGCAAGGCAGACCCGGAUUCAGAAUGUCGCUUCUGCUCCUGCUGCGUCUGCGGGGGGAAGCAGGAUGCUCACAUGCAGCUGCUGUGUGAUGAGUGCAACAUGGCGUUUCACAUCUACUGCCUCAAUCCGCCGCUGUCCACCAUCCCAGAGGACGAGGACUGGUACUGUCCAACCUGCAAGAACGACACCAGCGAGGUUGUGAAAGCAGGAGAGAAACUCAAAGCCAGCAAGAAAAGAGCCAAGAUGCCAUCGGCGACCACUGAGAGCCAAAGGGACUGGGGAAAGGGCAUGGCCUGUGUGGGGCGAACAAAGGAGUGCACAAUUGUUCCUUCGAACCACUACGGACCCAUACCUGGUGUACCUGUUGGGACCACCUGGAAAUUCAGAGUUCAGGUGAGCGAGGCUGGAGUUCACAGGCCUCAUGUCGGAGGUAUCCAUGGGCGAAGUAACGACGGCUCAUACUCCCUGGUUCUGGCUGGAGGCUUUGAGGACGAAGUGGACCGAGGAGACGAGUUCACCUACACCGGCAGCGGAGGGCGGGACCUCUCAGGAAACAAGCGGAUCGGCGAGCACUCUUUUGACCAGACCUUGACCCACAUGAACAGAGCUUUGGCGUUAAACUGCGACGCCCCUCUGAAUGACAAGGAUGGAGCCGAAUCCAGAAACUGGCGAGAGGGGAAACCUGUGAGAGUCGUGCGCAGCUCCAAAGGCCGACGUAUCAGCAAGUACGCUCCCGAAGAGGGAAACCGAUAUGACGGCAUCUACAAGGUGGUGAAGUACUGGCCAGAGGUGGGGAAGUGCGGCUAUCUGGUGUGGCGGUAUUUGCUGAGACGGGACGACCAGGAACCAGCACCGUGGACCCCUGAAGGACAGGAGCGGAUAAAGAAACUGGGGCUCGCAGUUCAGUAUCCUCCGGGCUACUUGGCAGCCAUGGCAAACAAAACAAAGAAAGAGGCCAUCGCCAGACCUGGGCAGGGCGGCCGGAAGCCUUACAGCGGGAGGGGGAGGCCUCGGAAAGCACGCAAGAGUAAGGACAAAGAAGAAGACGAGGAGGAGGAAGAGCCCAGUGAGCACCUGAUGGCCUGCAUCGAUGACGACGAAGUGGAGAGCGACGGGGAUCUGAAGCCGAGCCAGGAGAGCGGUGGGCUUCUCUUCAAAUGUGAAUUUCGUGAGCAAGAUGGAGCAGAUCUUCAUGUGUGUGUGCUGCCAGGAGCUGGCCUACCAACCCAUCACCACCAUCUGCUCACACAACGUUUGCAAGAGCUGCCUCCAGCGCUCGUUCAGAGCUCAGGUCUACACGUGUCCCGCCUGCCGCCACGACUUGGGCAAAGACUAUGUCAUGACCCAGAACAAGACGCUGCAGUCGCUGCUCGAUCAGUUCUUUCCCGGCUACAGCAAAGGCCGAUGAGGUCGCGACCAAGUACCACACAAACACUCGCACAUCGGCAUCCGUUCUGUGAAUAUCACGUAUACUGUCACCAAACUUUGCGCACACGUUCUGUAACUUCCUUGCGGGCAAUUGUUGAUUGCGUAUACAGCCAUUUAUGUAAACAAUCAUUCACACACAAACAACCUCAGUCGGGUCGGACCUCAUUUGUUGAACUCGGACUGUCUCCAUUGACAUCACCAGCCGCAGAUUUAAAGUUAGUUUUUGUUUUCGCCGCCUCCACAGACGGAAAUCGACAUCAGUCAAAUAUUAGGGAAGGAGUUGACUGCGCUUGUUUUCUAUUGAAGCACUUAGAUCCCUGCCAACCAGAGCGAGUUUCACCUGACUGCAGACUCAUUAUCCUCCUCCCUGGAUGAAUCCCAGCUCCUAAUCUGACAACAAAGAAGCACAGCCCCAAAAGGGAAAAGGUCCUUAAAUAUGAGAGAAAAUGCCUCUUUAAACGCUGACAAAGCAGUGUGUCUGGUUUUCCUUUAUCUAUCUCUCCACUGACAUUCGCAGAAGGCACCAUGCUGAUGUUCCCGUGUUGCCAAGCAACCAAAAUCCACACUUAUAAAAUUUCUGCUUUUGUUUUAUAAUAGUCUCUGAGCGCUUCACAGCUCGAGUUCUGGCUCCAAACCCAGGUUUAGACUGAAGACCAAAUUAGACUUCACAUCUCUUCGGUCGGGUUUACUCAACCCAAAAUGAAAAGGAUCUUAAGAGAGUGUGAGAUGGAGCUGUGUAUCUUCAGUGUGAGGACAAAUGAAGUGAAGGUUUGUUCACUAAGCAGCGCUGGAACUCAACUGCUCAGAAGACGUCAGUGGAGAACUGAGUAAAGUGGUGCACCAGCUGUUAGUGGCUGUCGUGUUGUUUAAAAUGAACAUGACGGUUUUAACUCAGCUUUUGGAGUUUCGCCAGUCGGAGUUGCGUUAUCGGUAGAAACAAAAAAAAGAUGAUGUAGAAUUUUAGUUGAAAGUUCAAAGUUUGAACUUGAAUUUGGUCAAUACAUGAAGGUCACUAAAUGUUUCAAAUUUAGCGCAUUUGUUUCAAAUUUGAUUCAAGGUGCCGUGUUAUGGUUCUUUCGUCAGCCAUUGCUUCAAAUGUGAAGAUGACUUGACUUGGUUCCUCAGGCUGCAAUAGAACUUUAUCUGUGUUCAUGCAUUCUUGGGUCACCUACACUGUUUGAAAAGUCCACCUUGAUUUCAUCUCCUUUGGCACUUCUUUCUCUUUUGUGUUUUAUAUUUAGCACUUGAUGAACACUUUUAUUAGAAUGUAAUGUUUUAGAGCAUUUUAACUGCUCAGUACCACUUAAUGUUAAACAAUAUCAAUAAACAAAUAUCACUUUAACAAAUAAAAAUAAAGGUGCUUGUUUGAAACUCUGCCGAUGUGCAAGUAGGUUGGUUAACUGUAAUUUUUUCAGACAAUCAAGCAGAUUUAUAUACAAUAUGACAUAUGAAGUGUUGAUUUAUCACACAGGCUGUCGCCUCGCUAUUGUUGACAUUGACUUGCUUCAUAAUUCUCAGAGUUGCUUCUUGUUUUUUCUUGCCGUUUUAUUAGUUGUUUCACUACAACUGGAGGUUUAUUUGCCGCAAUACUUGUUUGGUAGUUGCAGGGUUGGCAGGUUUCUACGGAGCUCAGAAUUGAAUCUGGAUUUGGCUGCCAGCAGCCACACUGACCUUUGACCCCUCGUGAGAGCUAUUUGUUAGUGACGGAUUCUCAUUGGUUCACGUGGAGGCCGGUUCAUCAGAGACUCCCGUUUUCCUCGGUCGGCUGUGUUUGUUCAUGGUGACGUUUCUCAUUCAGGAUUUUGUUUUGACUCACGAUCAACCAUCGUCUAAGCUAAAUGUGAUGUACACGACUUCCUGCAUCGACUGGCGAGCCGGUAGUUCCUCUCCUCCGCUGUGACUGUAGCUUCGUCUCCCUGUGAACCAACAGUAACUGACCAUCGUAGUCGUCUCGUGGACGCUUGGCUUCAGCGCUUCUUCUACUUCUUCUUCUUAUUGCACUCUGCUGAAGGAAUGUCUCAUUUUGCUAAUAAACCUCUCAUCUUUUUUUAGUUUCCCUUUUCCAGUUUUAAUCCCAUUUUAUGUUUUGACCUCAAAUGUUCGCAGUCGCUCUGAGGAGUUCCAUCGCUUCAUGUUGUGAUCAGAAAUUUUAUACAUGUCAUAAUUAAUACUUGAUAUGAAGCUAAUAAAUAUUUGGAUUCCACUUCACGUU